Molecule: messenger RNA, 4826 nt
Organism: Cynoglossus semilaevis (tongue sole)
Lineage: Eukaryota; Metazoa; Chordata; Actinopteri; Pleuronectiformes; Cynoglossidae
Gene: rnf220a
Product: ring finger protein 220a
Exons: 23
Coding region: 1463-3559 (698 amino acids)
Biological process (GO): protein ubiquitination
Molecular function (GO): ubiquitin protein ligase activity
Source: RefSeq, a predicted model, not a curated record
CUCCUCGUCUUUCUAAUUAAGUCCGAUGUUUCAAAAAUAUGCUAAUGGCGUCUGAACCUGUUUGAAUGGAAUGAGCAAGCAUCUCCAGGAACUCUGUUGCCAUUUACAUAAUUUCAUUAUCAGUUAAUCCAGACGGGCAGUAGGGGACCAGAUGUGAGGAAGAGGUCUGAGUUGCUAAUUGGUCAACAAGAGCACAAAGUCUUUUGUGUACAGUGAGUCUUGAUCCAAUCUGGUCCUAAUGAGAGUGAUGUUCUACAGUGAUAAAACAUGGCUGUGGCCUCCUGUAAAACACUGAGCAUCCCUGCCUUUAAUUAUCGACCAGACUCGGAAGAGGAGGCGGGGGCCGCAGAGGGAGAGGGGCAGCUGGAGGGGCUUACAAGAUUGGACAGGAAAUCCAAUGGCAGACAGAGAGACAAUGAGAGCAGGAGGGGGACGAGGAGGAGGAGGAGGAGGAGGAGGAGGAAGAAGUUGGACGAGGAGCAGAAAAAGACCCAAAUCACUCAUAUGCAGACGAUAAAUGAAACCAGGGAGAGAGUGAAGGCCACGGUGAAGUCCCUGUGGUGCUGUAUGCUGGGAGGAAGAAAAAAAACAGCAGAGUUUCUAACAGUACAGGGGGAGACAGAGGCAGAGAGGGGAGAGAGUGGACACCUCACCCACCACAACAGUCCCCUGGAGGAGAACAGUGCUUAGCAGCAGCAGCAGCAGCAGCAGCAGCACAGGGCCACGGUGACAGCAGCAUGAUGGAGAUGGAUGAAGACCAGACCAGAGCUGGACCCCAACACGGAGGAGCAAUAACUGGAAUCACCUGAAGUUGGCAACAGGAGGGAGUUGUUCCAGAGUUUGGACUUUCUGGCGUCCACAGAUGCAGUCUGCCCCAAACACUGGAGACAGAGUGGUUUAUGGAAAUCAAACCCACAACUGAAGGGUUGUAAUACAAGUGAUCUGCCCACUGAUCCACAGCUCCUUCCUGUGAGAGCCUGAAGACCAGAUGAAGAUGAGGAACCAGCUUUGAUGUUCACCGCCCCCAGACCUCCUAAAAAUAUACAUCCGAAGAGAGGAUCCCAAAAAGUUAACUGCGUGUGUUUGUCAGCGCUCAUGACAUCUGGACACGUCCGGUGGCCUGGCCUGGAACAGUCUGGACUGAAGAAGUGAAUCUGAGUGGACACACAUUAACGGCCUUUAGUUCUGCAGAAGAGAAUGAACUGAACGGAGUCGCAGCUGAAUCAGCGCUGACAGACUUCCCCUUCACUUUGCCAAGAAAACUCUUGUUUCCUCUGAAUGGCUCUUUUCUGAGCCCCUUCCCCAAAAACAACUCCUUCGCUGAACUUUCACACCACAUUCCUUCACUUUCUCAGACCCUUCCCCAAGGGUCUUGGACAUUGUCUCGGAAUUCACUGAGGAGAAAGAGUCUCCUCCCUUUACGAAUCUUAAAAUUUUUUCCUCCUCCUACUUCAGUCCAAACAUGGACCUCCACAGGGCAGCCUUCAAAAUGGAGAGCUCCUCCUACCUGCCCAAUCCUCUGGCCUCCCCAGCCCUGAUGGUCCUGGCCUCCACGGCCGAAGCCUCUCGUGAUGCUUCCAUCCCCUGCCAGCAGCCACGCCCGUUUGGCGUUCCGGUGUCCGUCGAGAAAGACGUCCACUUGCCAUUCAACAACGGUUCCUACACUUUUGCUUCGAUGUACCACCGCCAAGGUGCGGUCCCGCCAGGAUUCCCCAACAGGGACUUCCCACCAUCUCUGCUCCAUCUCCAUCAUCAGUUUGCUCCACCAAACCUAGACUGCUCACCAAUCAGCAUGCUGAACCACAGCGGCGUCGGGGCUUUCAGACCUUUCGCCUCACCCCCAGAAGACCGCGACGGCGCUCCUGGUGGGUAUCAGUCUGCCUUCACCCCGGCCAAGCGCCUCAAAGGCUGCCUGGACGCGGACGCCUCUCCUCACCUGCGGUACUCUGACGCGGAGGGCAAAGAGUACGACUUCGGAGGUUCUCAGAUUCCUCCUGGAGGUUCUCCCAGCAGCGCCCUGAAGGCAGUGGAGGACAGUGGGAAAAAGAUCUUCGCCGUGUCUGGUCUCCUGUCUGACCGAGAGACAUCCUCCAGUCCAGAGGACCGCAUCGAACGCUAUCUGUCAACUCUGACCUCCACCUGUCACCUUGAUGUAUUUGCACCUUAUUGUAAAAAGAAGAGUCUGUACGACAGCCAGACUCCCAUCUGUCCCAUCUGCCAGGUCCUGCUGCGGCCCGGAGAGCUGCAGGAACACAUGGAGACGGAGAUAGAGAGGCUAACGGCUAUAUGUCUCAGUAAGAACCCUUUACCCAAGGAUGGAGCUGCCACUCCAGGGACUCCUAAGUCGAUGCUGUUGUCGGUGCACAUCAAGCGUGAGGGAGAGUCUCCCGUGGUCUCGCCUCUGUCCUCAGAAGACGCCCACCACUCGGACAGAUACCAGACGUUUUUGCGAGUUCGUGCAAACAGGCAAACGAGAUUGAAUGCACGCAUAGGGAAAAUGAAGAGGAGGAAGCCUGAGGAGGGGGGGCAGGUAUGUCCACUAUGCAGCGCCCCAUUGGCUGGGAGUGAGGAGGAGAUGAGUAGACAUGUGGAACAGUGCCUGAUCCAGCGUGAGGGUGCACUUGCUGACGAUGACUCUGCAGACAUGGAUGGAGAGAAUGGGCGGGGCUUUGAAGAAUAUGAAUGGGCAGGACAGAAGAGGAUCAGAGCUACAGCUUUGCUGGAAGGAGGCUUCAGAGGAACUGGUUUUGCCACAUGUAAUAUAAAAGAGAGUGCAGCAGACAGCGAUGCCGACCUGGACGUGGACGGCGAUGACACGUUGGAGUACGGCAAAGCCCAGUACACUGAGGCCGACAUCAUUCCCUGCUCUGGAGCUGGAGAGGACCAAGGAGAGGCCAGAGAGAGGGAGGCGCUACGAGGAGCCGUGCUCAAUGGUGGAAUGCCCUCCAACAGAAUAACACCGGAGUUCUCAAAAUGGGCCAGUGAUGAAAUGCCUUCAACAAGCAACGGAGAAAGCAGCAAGACAGACCCCAGCACUCCUUCCUCCUCCUCCUCCUCUUCCUCCUGCGCCCCUCGCACCUGCAAAAACAGCGAGAUUGAAAAGUUCACACAGGAGGAGUCCACGGCCACCACCAUGGAGGCUCUGAAGGCUCGAAUCAGAGAGCUGGAGAAGCAGAUCCAGAGAGGGGACCGAUACAAGUGUCUCAUCUGCAUGAGGAAGCCUGCCAUCCAAACAGGCCUGGAGAUCAAAAGCCUGGGGGUGUGGCCCGGACCCCGGCACUUGGCCGGUGAGGUCGGAGAGAGGCAGCCAAAACCCCUCCCCCUUGGCCUGUACUGCCUGUACAGGGGCCUUGUGAUUGGCAGCUACGGCACCGGCACUAAGAGGCUCCUCCCACAGCCCCUACGGAGGGACUCCUACACGAUGCCGCUCACCUCCAUCCAGUGCUGGCAUGUCCACUGUGAAGAAUGCUGGCUCAGGACUCUGGUAAGAAUAGACCUCACACACACACACACACACUUCUCAGCUGAGCUGCUCCCCAAAAGGCUUUUUAAGGUGUAGAAAUAAAAGUCCAACCUCCACUGAUUUCUGCACUGUGCCUCAGGUUCACACACACACAGUCUAACACAGUGGUUGGUUAUUAGCUAGUCUAAUGCUUUCAGCAGUGGGUAAUUAGCUGGUGCUAAUGUGGUAAAUGGAGCGUGGAGUAAAAACACUGUUCCUCCCGGGAGGAUAAACAGACUCUUCAUUGGCUGCUCGUCAUAUUUACUCUCUUCUAAUUCCCUGCGUCCUGUUUCCCAAACCUCUUUGUCUUUGUUGAACAUCAGUCUGUGAUGCAGACGUUUAUAAUCCUGAUAUUUAAAGGUAUUUGGGAUUUUAAUGUUCAAAUGUCCAGCUUUCCCGGUUAAAACAUCCUGAAAAAGUUAAAUCAGUUUCAAGUCUCAAGGAUACUUGAGAAUAAUUGUAGAGAUUGAUUAACAAUCUGUUCAAUAGAAUAAUGACAUGAAUCAUUGUGUCACAUUAUGGAUCAGUCUGUUUAACCCUUCUUACCUGAGGCCCAGUGUUUCCACCUCUGGUAUUAACCGGCGUUCCUCUCCUUGGUGCUCACGUACGCCGCUGCCGUCACCGAACCCACAGCCUGGAGACAGCUGUAAAAAUGGGAUGGUCGGCCCGUUCAAAGUAAAUGCCCUGGGACCCUUGCUGCUUUAAUGAGCCAGGCAGCUGGAGCGCAGCGUGACGGGCACACACCCACGCACACUUACCCACCGCACUACACAGGAGAACACAACGUCAACAGAUGUGUGAACAAACAGGAUGGGGGGGGACAAGGAACAAGUCAGCAUUUUAGCUUCAAAAAGCCAAGGACAAGUAAAAGGAAAAUUAUUAUUAGCAAAUAAUCAACUGGCACGAAAAUAUGGACUAAAGAUAAGAGUCAAGGAACAACAACAACUCAGCCAAGAGAGAUAAGACCUGGUAUUUGCUUGAAAAUACUUCAUUCCUAUACGCAAUUAUGGCACGGAAUGGAGUUAGCAUUCGAUGGAUAAAGGUCAGUCUGAGAGUCCGAAAUUCAAUUCCAAACUAAAAUAUCUAAGUUGAGACGUUGGAAGGAAAUAAUUAUCUGAGAAAUAGAUUUAGAGAAGAAAAAGGUGGCCAAGAAAAGGUGGAGGAGGGUGGAGGAGACCACCCAGUCAGAGCGCCCUCACAGCGUCAGCACAUUAUCACCUGCUGCUUUACUGCAGAUGGAGAACUAUCAGAGGAGGGAGUUCAGAGAUGUGGAUCACACUGAUGUCAAACCCAACUGUGAACCUAACAGUGUUCACCCCCUCGC